AUGAAUGAAACGAUGGAUGAACCUGUCGCAACGAGUGAAAAAUCGAAAAAGAUAGAAGCUAUAAAUAAAGAAACAAUCCAUCACAUUUGUUCUGGUCAGGUGGUUUUGGAUCUAGCCAUUGCUGUCAAAGAAUUAGUAGAGAACAGUUUAGACAGUGGUGCUACAGUAAUUGAUAUUAAAUUGAUUGAUUAUGGUAAAACAUGUAUCAGCAUAAAUGACAAUGGUAGUGGUGUACUGGAACAAGACUUCGAAGGCUUAGGCUUGAAACAUCAUACUUCAAAGCUCCGGGAAUUCACAGAUCUAAUAGAAGUAAAUACAUUUGGUUUCCGUGGUGAAGCAUUGAGUUCAUUGUGUGCUUUGUCUGAAUUAAGUAUCAUUACCAAGCAUUCAUUGAGUGAACAUGGUUUUAAAUUGGAAUUCGAUCGAAAUGGCAUAUUAAAAAAGAAAGAACCAUUUGCUAGAGAAAAAGGAACUACAGUGCACGUGAGAAACAUAUUCAAGAAUCUGCCUGUACGAGCUAAAGAGUUCCAAAAGAACCUAAAGAAGGAGUAUGCACGUACUAUACAAGUUUUGUAUGGUUACUGCCUGGUUUCUACUAAUGUCAAGAUCACCUGUUUCAAUACAAUAUCAAGCAAAUCACCUAAUCUUAUAGUAGCUACGAGAAGUAGCAACUAUGUUCUGGACAACAUAAACUCUGUGUUUGGCAAAAAAGCUCUAGAUGGCAUCGUGAAGCUCGAAUUACAAGCUCCCGACGAAAUGACAUUACAAGAAUACAAUCUCUCCGAUAAUGUACCCAUGGAUUUCGACUGGGAAUGUUAUGUGAGCGUCUGUGAUCAUGCGAUUGGACGUUCUUCCCCCGAUCGACAAUUUUUUUAUGUAAACGGCCGACCUUGUGAUCUCAUGAAAAUUAGUAAAUUGGUGAACAAUGUGUAUCAUAAAUACAACAAUAAGCAAUAUCCAUUUGUUUUCCUGAAUAUUAAAUUGGAUCGACAGUCCGCCGAUGUUAAUGUCACUCCCGACAAGAGAACUAUAUUUUUCACACAGGAACGUUUUAUUUUGGCGACACUGAAAUAUAGUUUGAUAGCAAAAUGGGAUAAAAUGCAAGGAAAUUUCACAGCCAAGACCUUAACAGACUUGAAUUUUAGUUUGAAAAGGGCGAUUUCGCCGAACAAUGCGCAUCCGCCAGCCAAAAGACUGCAGACUUCAUCUUCAAUAUCGCAUAUGUCGAGAAAUAAUGAUAUAUGGAAUGAUAUAAAGUUAAGAAAAAAAUCUGUAAAUGUGGAAAUGAUGAUAAAUAUAACAAUGAUAAAGCAGAAGUUAAAGGCAAAACAGAACGUUGUUAAGGCAUCUAUCAAUACAGGGAGAAGAAUAAAAUAUAGAGUACAAAUGGAAGGUAAUCAAGGCGAUGCUGAAAAGGAAUUGCAAAGAGAGUUGACAAAAGAUUCAUUUAGCAAGAUGGAGAUAGUAGGUCAAUUUAAUCUUGGUUUCAUAAUAGCACGCCUGGAAGAUGAUCUUUUCAUUAUAGACCAACAUGCUACUGAUGAAAAAUUUCGUUUCGAGAAGUUCAGCAACGAGACAAAGUUAAAAACGCAAAAGCUUAUUAUACCAAAGCCACUGAACUUUUCUGCACUGAAUGAAACGAUACUCAUAGAUCAUCAGCAGACUUUUGAAGAUAAUGGAUUUACUUUCAAAAUCGAUAAGCAAGCUGAACCUGGCAAAAGAAUAGAAUUGAUAGGAAUGCCUGUUAGCGGUGGUUGGCAGUUUGGCCAAGAGGAUAUCGAAGAACUGGUGUUUCUUAUCAGAGAAGGCGGUAGUGAAAAUAAAGAGAAGCACAUAUUUCGACCGAGUCGCGUCAGACAGAUGUUGGCGUCCAGAGCGUGUCGCAGCGCGGUCAUGAUCGGCACGGCUUUAAAUACUAACGAGAUGCAAAGGCUAAUAAUGCAAAUGACACAAAUGCAGAAUCCAUGGAAUUGUCCGCAUGGAAGGCCCACUAUACGACAUUUGUUAUCAUUGCUACUGGUAAACAAAUAAAUGAAUUUGAUGUUCUCUUGUACAAAAAUUAUUCUUUAUCUAAAAAUAUUUACAAAGGUUUAACUAAAACUUUCAACUAGGAAUUGGU
Messenger RNA from Harpegnathos saltator (Jerdon's jumping ant), 2119 nucleotides. It is a transcript of the gene Pms2, whose product is annotated as mismatch repair endonuclease PMS2. Gene Ontology annotation, cellular component: MutLalpha complex. Lineage: Eukaryota; Metazoa; Arthropoda; Insecta; Hymenoptera; Formicidae. The transcript has 5 exons. Gene Ontology annotation, molecular function: ATP binding; mismatched DNA binding; ATP-dependent DNA damage sensor activity. Bases 1 to 2031 code for a protein of 676 amino acids. Gene Ontology annotation, biological process: mismatch repair. The record is from RefSeq and is a predicted model, not a curated record.